AGCCUCUCUCGCAGAACAGACUCCCCCCACACACUGAGUCGGGCCUUGGACACGGAGAUACAGUCGGCUGCCAAAUCAUAAUCAGCUUCCCUCUGAGUGAGGCCUCCGUUUGCCAGAUCAAUCUCUGUUUUCUAACACUGACAUGGAGCUCCAAAGUGUGCAUAAAACCUUCCACCACAGCCACCUGGGGGACGAGAAGCACCAGAUGCUGAACCUGAACGGACGCCUGGAGACCUACCUGGGUCGGGUCAAGCUCCUGGAGGAGGAGAACGCGCUGCUCGCGAAGGAGAUCCAUGCCUUGAGACGCAGCAAUCACGGGGCCUCGACGCGAAGGGAGGGCCUGGAGGAAGAGCUGUGGCGGGCGAGGCUGGAGGCGGACACGGCCUGGAGGGACAGGGUCCACAUGGAGCUGGAGGCCUGUAAGGUGGCAGAGGAGCUCCAAGCCCUGGAGCUGCAGAGGCAGAGGGAGGCUCAGGCCCAGGUGGAGGCCAAGAAGAAGCUGGAGCAGAGCAGGAAGGAGCUGGAGGAGGAACAGCGGGCUCAGAUCUGGCUGAGGGAGAGGGUCGGUCAGCUGGAGAACGAGAUGAGGCACCUGAUUCGAACCCAUCAGGAGGACGUGGCCCACUUGGAGGCCACGUUGACCCGGUCCAGAGCCAAAAUGGUACCCACAUUCUCUCAGAGGAGCAACCAGACACCUAACCUCCUACAGCUGGGGCAGGAGUACUCCGAAUGGGCAACCAGGGCCUGGCAGGAGGCAGCCGAGGCCCAACGGGGGCAGUUAGAGCGCCUCGAGGAGUCACUCAACCAGGCCAGGAGCCGUUUAACCCAAGUGGACCGGGAGAAGAGCGAGAGCCAGCUGAAGCUCCGAGCCCUGGAGAAGGAGAUCCAGUCAGCUCACGACGUCAGGAUGCAUCUGGAGAAGACUGCAGACCAGCAGGGAGACCGAUACAGCCAGGAGAUCCAGCACCUCCAGGAGCACUUAGACGGCCUGGAGGCGGAGAAAGAGGAGCUGGGCCAGCAGAUCGGCCAUCUUGUUCUAGAGAACCGAGGCCUGCUGCAGCAGAAGGCGUCUCUGGGCCUGGAGGUCUCGACCUACAGAGCUUUGCUGGACGGCGAAAGCCUCAGAGGAGACAUCCCUUUGAUAAAUCAGCCAAGAAACGUUUCCAUCACAGAUGCAGUUUUCAGUCCUUGGGGGGUUAAAAAGAAUUACCAGACCCAGCUGUCUGCUGGCCACAAGACCACUUCCCUCUCAUCUGUCCGUGGCCUAGCAGGGAGAGGGCCAACAGCGGUUACGACAACACCAAUCUGGAGUAGAAAACCUGUAACUCUUUCUAACACUGCAAAGAUCUCCUCGAAACCUGACGCAACAAAGUCAGCAACUUGGGAAACCCCUUAUCCCAAAAUACUGCAGGAUGGAGCCGUUGAAAAUUUCCGACCCCAGGAGGUUCAUGAGAGAGUCACCUAUGCUGAGCCUCUUUCACCUCCCAAUGAGCAGGAGGCUGAAACAACAUCAGGGGACAAAGAAGGUGAAGAGGACUGGAACAAUGUUGGUGUGAAACCCCCUGAGGAAGAUCCAGCCCUGCAGUCAGCUGUCAGUUAUCAGGUCGAGUCCGGCCUCAGCACUGAGCCACCGUUCAACAAGGAAGUUAGUCAGCAUCAGUUUAUGACACCCAACCUUACACCAUACCAUGUCAGAAUGAAGGAGGAGCCCUGUGGUUUCUCAGAUGAAUCCGAUACGGAUGCACCUUUGGAGAAACCUGUGGGAAAAGAAGAUAUGCAGGAGCUGCAUGCUCCCAUUGAUGCGUGGACAGAGAAAGAGUUUGUAGGCAAAGAAAUAGAGCAUGUGCAGGAGGAAACGUCAGAUUCUGAAACAGAGGCGGUGAUUGAACCAAACUUUGAUUCCAGGACGAAUAGUCCAGAGUCUGAAUGUGAGCCGAAUGAGUUCAGCCGAGGUGAAAACAUCUCAAAGGAGGAUGCAGCUGAGAUGAGGGAUGAAAUUAGCUGUUCUAUAUUAGGAAGAAAUGAGACGGAUGUUGAGGAUAAGUUGUACCCUGAUGGAGAAGAGAUGGAUACAUGGGAUAGUGUAAUAGAGAGGAAGGUGGAUCUGAAGACAGAUGAAGGCAUGAAAAAGGAUGAAGAAAAAGGACAACACGCUGAACCAGAGGAAGAUAUAUCAGCAAGAGAACAAAAGCAUGAACAGAGAGAAAUUAGGUCUGAUUUUGCCAAAGAUAUACAGCAAGACAACAAUGAGGCGUCUUCAAUGAUGGACACACAAGUAGAUGACGAUGGACACAAUGCUGCUUUAGACCAAGAGCACGCACUUUUCCCUGACAACGAAGAAGACGAUGAAGAGGAGGAUUCUCAAAAUGUCUCCGUGUCGUGGAGGACAGAGCUGGAGAGCGACAGCUACGCUCAGGAAAACACUCUCGCCGACACUCGUCCUCUGAUCCGAUACAAGAGCGACGAUACCGACGGCAACGUUCAGGCGUCACACAUGGAUGAGAGCGACUCUAGUGAGGGGGAGCAGGACAAGAAGAUCGGAGAGACGGGGAUGUGGAGCGAAGGCAAGUCAAAGAGAUUUGGAACUAUGGAAGAUCUGUGCGAAGAAGUGGAAGGGGAAGCGCCGGAUGAGGAAUAUAAUCUGGGAUAUACUCACAUCGUUGGACAUGGUAUGACUGUAAGUGAAGGGGCUAAACUGGUGAAUGCAGAAGAAAUGAUCAGAAAAGUCAGUGAAGGACAUUCGGAUGUAGAAACUGAAGAACUAACCAAACCCACGACACCCAGAAAUGUGUGCUACGAUGAGGAGUUGGAGACGGAUCGACUUGUGGAACAGGAAUUAGAAAACCUAGCCACGGAUAGCUACAGCGCUCAAUUUGCACGGCAGCAGGUCAGUGCGAGCGAGGAGAUGCUACAUUGGCAGGGCAACUCUGUCGAGCAAAAGACAGAGCAAGAAGCGACUUCCUGCACAGAGCCUGACGUGAGAGUAAACCAGCAACUCGCAUCUUCCACUAGAAUUACAGAUCAACAUUACGAGAACCGGAAUUUCGGUGAUUCGUCAGUGGUAAUGCCUCAAGCAGACACUGUAGCGUAUGAGGACGUCCAGCGUAAAGAUCAGGAGGCGAUAGAUGCUCCAGAGAAAAGAGAGGACGAGGAUGAACACAAUGCGUCCAUGGUGACACACGCCGAUGUUACAGAAGAUCACUCCAGCUUUAACGACUUCAUUAGCAGGCCUGAUAUGGAAGAAACCGACAACUCAGAGGAUCCAAACUCUGUGUUGCAGGUAAUAGCAGAUCAACAAAACCUGCAGGAUGUGGCUGCCCUCACUGAAGUGAAAGAAGUUGCACCUGGGCAAGCAUCAGGCGUACCUGAGGAACAACAUGUUGCAGAUCGCAAAGAGUUUCCAGAAGCUCCAGAAACAGCUGAAUGGGAAGUUCUAGAGAACCCAGGAGAGGACUUUGAAAUUGGAGAUCAGGGUGAAGAUUAUCAAAAAUGCGAUAAAGUGCCUGAAUCAGCUAAAAGUUAUCUGCACGAUGACGGAGGCUCUUAUGAAGGCGUUAUUACUCGAAAGGUGGAGACCCUUGAGAUUUCCCCCGGCAGUGUACCUGAUGAAAACAAUAUCUUUGUGGUGAAGGACUCAGCUGAACUAAUGAACACAAACGGCAAAGACAACAGCCUCCAUAGUCUCUUUAGCUCUGGCUUAACGAAUGACUUCUGGGUGUCCUCCAUGGAGGCCGGUGCCACCUAUCAGCCAGAUGAUGCCUGUAAUGAAGCAUCUGAGCAAACCAAUCAGAAUCUAGGGUUUGCUGAAAAUUUGGUUUGGGGAAAUUCAGAAAAUGUGGUUAACUGGAACUCCAGGGUGGACAUUGACUCGUCUAAAGCCCUAAAGGCUAAGAAGGAGCCGGAGCAGAUGCAUUCAGAGGUGAAGCAGGUGUUGUGUAGAAAUGUUGUUGAGGGGGAGUUGGUUCGUUCUGACGAGUCUGAUGUUGAGGGUGAAUCCUGGUCGUCUGGGGAGGAACCGGUAUGAAAAGUAGCGCGAAGUUUGAGCUAAACCAAUUUUAGAUGUAAUCAGUGUAAGUCAGUAAAAUAACGUUGUCCGUAUUAAACGCAUUUACUAUUAAAGCCAAGUCGUGCCUUGGUGCGCACCUCAGUGGCGCUAACCACCAAUGUGCCAAUUCUAUCUCUAAAGACGCCGAGCACUCGUUACCUUAAUCUGACAUAUUUGAUCAACAAUUGUUUUUUUCUAUCCUUAUCGUUCAAACUCUUUCAGUGUGCAUGUAAUGUAGGAUGGUUUCUGCAUGAGGGAUCAGCAUGAAGACAAAGAAGAGCAAAGAAUGUCAUUUGAAAGUCAAAGCGUUAUUGAUUACUGCCUAAUCCGAUUUCACUGACUGAUGGAAAUCAAUGAGACCAGAAGGGUAGGAUUCCUCCUAGAGCUGAUUGGUUGUAGAAGGUCUAAAAAAGCAAACUGUUUGUAUUUAAUUGGUCUGUACUCAACAGACUUUUUAUUUCCAUCUAUAAAGUUUAUGAUGCGGUACAUUUACAGUUCAUAAUAAACAGUAGAUUCAUGAAAUGCUCCGAGUCUCUUUUUUGGACCAAUUGUUUUCUUUGCUUGCACAGUGCAUCUCAAACACUCACAUUAACAAAGUAGGUGUAAAUAAUGGUAAGCAAAUCUGUUUAUUGUGUUUUUUAUCAGACCACAGACUGGGUUUGUCUUCUGCA
Molecule: messenger RNA, 4716 nt
Organism: Anoplopoma fimbria (sablefish)
Lineage: Eukaryota; Metazoa; Chordata; Actinopteri; Perciformes; Anoplopomatidae
Gene: nes
Product: nestin
Exons: 4
Coding region: 143-4024 (1293 amino acids)
Biological process (GO): positive regulation of intermediate filament depolymerization
Cellular component (GO): intermediate filament
Molecular function (GO): CCR5 chemokine receptor binding; intermediate filament binding
Source: RefSeq, a predicted model, not a curated record